Messenger RNA from Trichoderma harzianum CBS 226.95, 1179 nucleotides. RefSeq lists its product as hypothetical. Bases 1 to 1179 code for a protein of 392 amino acids. The transcript has 2 exons. The record is from RefSeq and is a predicted model, not a curated record. Lineage: Eukaryota; Fungi; Ascomycota; Sordariomycetes; Hypocreales; Hypocreaceae.
AUGGCAGACAAUCUCCGCCUUUCUCCCAUCUUCAACGGCGAUAAGACCGAUCCUCUCAGCAAGAUGGAGGGCCUGAAUCCAGAGCGUGCCAUGCGGCUGCUGCAGCCACGCUCUCCAGAACUGCCCACCAAAGUCGCAGUUGGGCCACUCAAGACGGGUAGCAACGCCCUCAAGCUGGGCGUGGCUACCUCUCACAAGCCUACCAGCAUUAAAAAAGAGCUUCCUCCAUCGCAAAAUGGAGGACCCCAAUCGCUUGUAUACACUCCAAGGAAUCUUCCCUCGGUGAUUGCGGGAGUGAAGAGGCCCCGCGAUCAUCUGGACGAUUCAGAGCAGCAGUGGUGCUCAACUCCUCCUUCAUUGCCCCCGCAACCGGCGCCAAAUGAGCACACCAUGUAUCUGGAAAGCCUGCUUACACCACGCUGCCUCCAGUUGACGCUCAAAUCAAGGUGUGGUGCUGGCCUGUCGAUUUCGACCCAGUAUCGUUCAAUUACAGAUGCAGGACUGCUUCUGGGAAACGCGAUCCAAUACCAUCUAGAUCUCCCGGUUCUACAACUACCAGUUCCGAGCGAAGUGGAAGGGACCAUAAAGCGGGUCGUUCAAGGAGAGCUUCUGGAAAACGCUUGGUACGAUCUCACACCUGAGGCAAAGUUUGCCUAUGCCCGCCAACUGCGUCAUAUCAUCAAUAAUAUGCGAAGUGGCAUGAAUCCAAUUCGUGUCAGCUCGACUAUAUCGGGCAAAGGGGCCAUGCUGGGAUCUGCCUCUUCUGGCCCCUACUCUUUGAUACUGGACCAGCAUCUCCAGAAUACAUAUUGGGCGGUCCGUGUCAAGCCCACAUGCCGUCACUUCGUUGCUUUCUUGGCCGCGUCGUUUGUCCAAUCUGUUCCGACACAGGUCUCUGAUGCCUUAACCUGUCAGUUUCGGUCAGAUUACAAUAUCCGCUUCACCCAUGGCGAGCUGAGCCCCAAGAAUAUCAUUAUUCAGAACAGCAAGAUUGUGUGUAUUCUCGGCUGGGACAGUGGAGGUUGGUAUCCGGAGUGGUGGGAAUACGUCAAGUUCUUUGAGGCUCGCACUGCUCCGGAAAACCAAGACUGGUACGACUAUGCUCGCGAUAUUUUUGCAGAAACUUAUCCCAGCGAACUGGUGGCGUAUCAGGGCAUUGCCAGAUGCCAAAGACAGUGA